UCUAAAAACAAGAGGAAGUUGACUCCAACAAUUGAGAAUGACAAAAAUAAAGAAACCAUCAAAAAAACUCCAGGAGAGUUACUAAAGAACUCUAAGAAAGUCACUAAAGAGCUUCAAGAAAGUCGCCAAAAAACUCCAAGAAAGUCGCCAAAAAACUUCUAG
This is a messenger RNA of Racocetra persica, 162 nucleotides long. The record is from the annotation of a GenBank genome assembly. Lineage: Eukaryota; Fungi; Glomeromycota; Glomeromycetes; Diversisporales; Gigasporaceae.